AUGGCACCCUCCAGAGGAUGGCACCGCAUCCUGCAAGUACAUUCCAAUGUUUCUCCUUUUGUACGAAGAUAUUCCCAAUUUACCUAUGCAGCGUCCAAUUCGGCGAAUAAAUCACAAGUCUAUAUGUCCAGAUCUCUCGAUCCGUACUUGAACCUGUCAAUUGAGCAUUUCCUUUUGCAGAAGACACCUCCCGAAUCAACAGUCCUCUUUCUAUAUACGAAUCGACCUUCUAUUGUUCUCGGACGAAAUCAGAAUCCUUGGUUCGAAGUCAAUCUUAGCCUGCUCCGCCAUGGAGAGCUGAAAAUUGACCUUGUGCGACGUCGUUCAGGAGGAGGAACAGUUUUCCAUGACGAAGGGAACGUGAAUUACAGCGUUAUAUGUCCCCCACCGGCUUUCGAUAGAGAUAAACAUGCGCAUAUGGUGGUUCGAGCUCUAAAGAAGCUUGGAAUUGAGAGGGCCAGGGUCAACGAGCGUCAUGAUAUACUGGUGGACCAAGAGGUAAAAGGGGAGGACAAGACCUUCAAGGUCUCGGGUUCUGCGUACAAGCUUGUACGGCAGAGAUCUUUGCAUCAUGGAACAUGCCUUCUAUCCAGUCCGAAUCUGCCAAUCAUUUCUCAAUACCUCCGAUCCAAAGCGAAGCCGUACAUCGAAACAAGGGGCGUUGAGAGUGUGAGCUCACCAAUUACAAAUACGGGAGUGGCCAAUGAAGCUUUCGAAGAGAGUGUAAUCAGCGAAUUCAACGAGAUGUAUGGAAGUACAGAGGUUAUAUUGGUCGGAAAUCAGGAGGAGGAUGUUCCUGAGAUAGGUAAAGGUUUGAAGGAGCUGAAGUCCCUUGAUUGGAUUUAUUGCCAGACUCCUCAAUUCACUUUCUCUUUCGAUUCAGACCAUCUCAAGAAAGGAGAAUCGCCCAACGAUCCUAACAUUUCAUCUGGCGUAAUUCUCGCUGAACUUCACUGCUCGACACGGCGAGAUUACAAAGGUUGUAUAUCGGAAGAGCCCAACUGAUCGUCCAGAUGGGUCAUUGGAAACCAUGGUGGCUAAUCUUGAAGGCCGCAAGAUACAUGA
This is a messenger RNA of Mollisia scopiformis, 1065 nucleotides long. RefSeq lists its product as uncharacterized. The transcript has 3 exons. Gene Ontology annotation, cellular component: mitochondrion; cytoplasm. NCBI's taxonomy places the organism in Eukaryota, Fungi, Ascomycota, Leotiomycetes, Helotiales, Mollisiaceae. Gene Ontology annotation, biological process: protein lipoylation. The record is from RefSeq and is a predicted model, not a curated record. Bases 1 to 1005 code for a protein of 334 amino acids. Gene Ontology annotation, molecular function: lipoyltransferase activity.